AUGAACACACUCACAUUUGCGGUUUUCCUUUUGGCACUGGGGUUUCUUGUCUGCAAAGCCAGUAACCCAUGUUGCUCAGACCCAUGCCAGAACAGGGGUGUUUGCACAGGGCUUGGGGCAGAUAAUUAUGAGUGUGACUGCACAGGCACAGGAUAUUAUGGACAAAACUGCACAGAACCGGAGUUACUUACAUGGGUCAAAAUCUCCCUAAAGCCAUCACCCAAUACGGUCCACUACCUUCUCACCCACUUCAAGGGCUUCUGGAACAUCAUCAAUAACAUCUCAUUUCUCAGGGAUGCCAUCAUGAGAUAUGUGCUGACAUCCCGAUCCCACUUGAUUGAUAGUCCUCCAACCUUCAAUGCGGAUUAUGGUUACAAAAGUUGGGAAGCCUAUUCCAACCUUUCGUACUAUACGCGCACCCUGCCACCUGUGAGUGAGGAUUGCCCAACACCUAUGGGGGUAGUAGGUAAAAAGGAGCUUCCUGAUGCUAAGCUAUUGGCUGAGAAGCUUCUGAUGAGAAGACAAUUCAUUCCGGACCCGCAGGGCACCAGUCUGAUGUUUGCAUUCUUCGCGCAGCAUUUCACCCACCAGUUCUUUAAAUCCGAUAUGAAGAAAGGGCCUGCUUUUACAGUAGCUCAAGGUCACGGGGUGGACCUCAACCACAUUUAUGGAGAUGGCCUGGAAAAGCAACGCAAGCUCAGACUCUUCAAAGAUGGCAAGCUUAAAUAUCAGAUCGUGGAUGGAGAGGUGUACCCCCCAACAGUAAAGGAAGUGGGAGUUGAAAUGCACUACCCUCCUCAUGUCCCUGACUCUCACCGCUUCGCUGUGGGCCAUGAGGCUUUUGGCCUGGUCCCUGGUCUGAUGAUGUACGCCACAAUCUGGCUACGGGAACAUAACCGGGUGUGUGAUGUGUUGAAGGAGGUCCACCCUGACUGGGACGAUGAAAGGCUCUUCCAGACCACACGGCUCAUUCUAAUUGGAGAGACCAUCAAGAUUGUGAUCGAGGACUACGUGCAGCACCUGAGCGGCUAUCACUUCAAGCUCAAGUUUGAUCCUGAGCUGCUGUUCAACCAGCGCUUUCAGUACCAGAACCGCAUUGCAUCAGAGUUCAACACCCUGUACCACUGGCAUCCACUGAUGCCUGAUUCUUUCCACAUUGAGGAGAAAGAUUACAGCUAUAAACAGUUUGUCUUCAACACCUCUGUAGUGACUGAGCACGGCAUCAGCAACCUUGUGGAGUCAUUUACAAAGCAGAUUGCUGGACGGGUUGCCGGUGGCCGAAAUGUCCCAGGAGCUGUCUUGUACGUGGCCAUUAAGUCCAUUGAAAACAGCAGAAAGAUGCGCUACCAGUCUCUUAACGCCUACAGGAAGCGAUUCUCCAUGAAGCCCUACAGCUCUUUUGAAGAGAUGACAGGAGAGAAAGAAAUGGCCGCAUUGCUCGAGGAGAUGUAUGGACACAUCGAUGCUGUGGAGCUCUACCCGGGUCUGUUGGUGGAGAAACCCAGGCCUAAUGCCAUCUUUGGGGAGACCAUGGUGGAGAUGGGGGCACCUUUCUCCCUCAAGGGCUUAAUGGGAAACCCAAUCUGCUCCCCGGAGUACUGGAAGCCCAGCACAUUCGGAGGUAGCGUGGGCUUCGACAUCGUCAACACGGCCUCCCUUCAGAGCCUCGUCUGUAAUAAUGUCCGAGGCCCCUGUCCAGUGGCGUCUUUUCAUGUGCCAGACGUCAAAGACACGGGGUCCAUGAUCAUCAACUCAAGCACAUCCCAUUCAGGCAGCAGUGAUAUCAACCCAACGGUCAUUUUAAAAGAAAGGACUACUGAGCUCUAAGUUUUAUAUAUUAGUAGGUUAUUUUUUUAAAUGUAUGUAUUUAUUAAUUUAUUUAUUUUUGUAUUUAUUGUCUUCUAUUUAUGAGAGAGCAACAGAUGUGUUUUAUACGGAAUUUUGGUAUUUUUGUCUUGUUAUUAAGUACAAAAUCUGCGGUUGUGUUAAUUUAUUGAACGACUUACAGUUAAGUUAUUGUUACAGUAAUGACCUCAAUCACUGCUUAUUGAUACUUGAAAGUUAGUUUACAGUUUUAGGUACAUACUGUAGUAGCGUACAUUACACUUCUAAUGUAAUUUUUUUUUCAUUUAAUUGCUUGGCUGCCCAUGCGCACCUUGGUGAUACGAUUGCCAACAGUUAGUAGUGAUGACACAUAUAGUUGUGAUGUUCAUGGUGAAUUUACUGACUGAUCUUGACUCUCUUGAUAUAAUUUGACACAUAGUAAAGUGAAAUCCUAGUUCAGUAUUAUCUUACUGAUUUUAUUCUUCAGUCUGUGUGUCAGGUUCGGGUAAUUUGAAAUGGCAGUUAGUCUCAGACUCUAAGCUGCACUGUUUAGAAUUGUCUGUAAAAAUAGCCAUGCAAUUUGUUUUGCUCUGAAUGUUUUUUGACUUGCAGGUUUGACACUAAUAAAUGCUUCCAGGAAAUGGAGCAGAAAUCACCA
This is a messenger RNA of Micropterus salmoides (largemouth bass), 2482 nucleotides long. It is a transcript of the gene ptgs2b, whose product is annotated as prostaglandin-endoperoxide synthase 2b. The coding region runs from base 1 to 1827 and encodes 608 amino acids. The transcript is spliced from 10 exons. Gene Ontology annotation, molecular function: peroxidase activity; prostaglandin-endoperoxide synthase activity; oxidoreductase activity, acting on single donors with incorporation of molecular oxygen, incorporation of two atoms of oxygen. Gene Ontology annotation, biological process: cyclooxygenase pathway; response to oxidative stress. The record is from RefSeq and is a predicted model, not a curated record. NCBI's taxonomy places the organism in Eukaryota, Metazoa, Chordata, Actinopteri, Centrarchiformes, Centrarchidae. Gene Ontology annotation, cellular component: cytoplasm; neuron projection.